AAUCUAUAAUUAGAAUUUUUAUAUAAAAAAUAUUUAUAUAACUAAUUAGUUUACAUAUUUAAUUUUUUCUCAAUAAAAUAAUAUGAUUUAUUUGAAAAAGUAUAUAUAUUAGAUUAAAAAAAGUAAACUUUUUAGGUAUUAAAUACGUACUUUUUUUUUACUAUUAUUAACGUAUUCUUCUUCUCAUACGUUAAGGUCUGGAUGGAGUUAUAUAUCUAUGUAUUUUUAAUAAGAUACAGGUAUAAAUGAUAAAUAAUUAGGUGCAUUAAAUAUGUGCUUUUUAUUAAGUUUAGCGAUUUCAUUUAAAUUUAUGGGGCAAAAAGGUUUUUAUAUAAAACAAAAUAUUAUAAUUUUGUAUUAAAAAUCAUAUUUUUAAUUUAUAAGUUGAUAAAAGCAAUCCAAAAAAAACAUUAAUCAUAGGAUUAUCAUUUUCAACAUUAUGUGUUUUUAUGAUUAGCAUUUCAAGAAUUUUUGGUUCUAAAAAUAUAUACUUGUAUUGUUUUUUUCAAAUUCUAUAUGGUUUCUUUGACUCAAUAUGCCUACCUUCUUUUUUAAGUUUAUUUUGUAAUUGGUAUAGCAAAUUAAACAGAGGUAAAAUUAAAUAUAUAACAAUAAAAUAAAAAAAUAUAAGGUUUGAUAAUCUCGUUAUGGAUAGGCUCAAGAAAUUUAGGCGAUAUUAUAGGCUCUUUAAUGGGCGAAUUAUAUAUAAUAAAAUUAGGAAGUUCUUGGUAAACAACCUUAAUAUAUUUAUCAAUAUAUGUAUUUGUGACUUGUGUUUUAGCUCAGCUUUUUUUAUCUGCAUAUCCUGAAGAUGAAGACUUGACAUUAGGAAAGAAAGAUAAAAACGAUUUAAAAAAAGAAGAGAACAAAAAUGAAGAAAUAAUAGUAGAAGUUGAUUAAACUAUAUAGCAACCAAAACAAAAAAACACAAUAACUGUAUUAUAAGCGAUAUAACUUUCCGGUGUAUUUAAUGUAAUGCUUUCUUUUAUGUGUUUAAAAUCUUUAAAUUAUGGUUUAAUUUUUUGGUUACCAAAAUAUUUACAAGAUAAUAAUUUGGCAGAUAUUAGUGCUACAGUUUCCAUUUUAUGGUCUGUAGGAAUGCUUAUUGGAGGAAUAUUGGGGGGGUAUUUAGGAGAUUUACUUAAAAAAAGGGCAAUCAUAAUGCCCCCUUCAUAAAUAAUUCUACUUUUUUGUUUAUACAGUUUUAAUAAAUUAGGAAAAUAUAAAUCGAAUUCCGUUUAUUUUUAUUUUUUGGGGUUUUUAAUUGGUAUUUUUCUUGGAAGCUGUUAUAAUAUUAUUGGAGGUCCAGUCAUUAUUGAUCUUGGAAAUCAUCCAAAACUAAAAGGAAAUGCUUAAGCUGUAGGUACUAUGGUUGGCUUAGUUGAAGGAUCAGGCAGUUUAUCAGCUGCUUUAGCUUAGAUUAUUAUUCCAAAUAUUGGAGAAAAAAGUAUUUUUGUAUUCUUCAUGCUUAUUUGUACAGGAAGCCUUAUUUGUAUUAUACCUAUAGCUCUAAAGGAACAUUAUAAAUUUUUAAAAACCAAAAAAAA
This is a messenger RNA of Ichthyophthirius multifiliis, 1547 nucleotides long. RefSeq names its product major facilitator superfamily protein, putative. The record is from RefSeq and is a predicted model, not a curated record. The transcript has 2 exons. NCBI's taxonomy places the organism in Eukaryota, Ciliophora, Oligohymenophorea, Hymenostomatida.